Messenger RNA from Aureococcus anophagefferens, 1857 nucleotides. RefSeq lists its product as hypothetical. Lineage: Eukaryota; Pelagophyceae; Pelagomonadales; Pelagomonadaceae. The coding region runs from base 1 to 1857 and encodes 618 amino acids. The record is from RefSeq and is a predicted model, not a curated record. The transcript has a single exon.
AUGUGGCGGGCCCUCGUCCUCCUGGCCGCUGGGGCCGGGGCGUCCUUCGUCCCCUCGUUCCCAUGCACUCUGACUACAGACCCCGCGGAGUGCGUCGACACGACGGUCUCCGGCUUCCACGUCUGCGCCUGGUGCGCCGCCCCCGGGAGCCGGGGCUGCCACCCCGUGGGCAGCGUCUACAACGAAUGCGAAAAAGAAUGCUGCGUGGCCCGGGGCGCGGCGUCGCGGUGCGCGCAGAGCGAGCUCGCGGGCCUCGGCGCGUGCGACGGCGCGGCGGCGACGGUGCUCAGCGACGCGUCGGCGUUCGCGUCGUCGCGCGCCGGGACCCGCCCCGCGCUCGCGUUCUCCGGCGGCGGCGCGCGGGCCUUCACGCUCGCGCUGGGCUGGACGCGGGCCUUGAAGGCCCUCGACCUCUGGCCCGCGUCGGGCCUCCUCGCCGCCGUGUCCGGCGGCGGCUGGUUCUUCGGGCCGCACUACUACGGCGACGACGCCGCCGCGGACCUCGGCGCGACGACGCCGCCGGAGACGCUGACCCUCGCGGCCCUCGCAGCGUCCGCGACGCCGAAGCUCUUCUCCGCGCCGGGCGCCAUCCUCAAGACCUGCGUCGAGCUCCUCGCGGAGCGCGCGGUCUACAGCCACAAGCCCCUCGACGAGAUCUGGCGCGACGCGAUCUUCGCGUCCUACCUCGAGCCCUUCGGCGUCGGGAGCCACCAGCCCUUCUUCGCGUCGGACGGCGCGGCGAAGGCCGCCGUCGCGCGGAACCCGGCGCUCUACGGCGGCGAGUCCGCGCCCCUCGCGCCGCGGUCGCCGUCGCCGACGCUCGUCCUCGGCGGCUCCGUGGAGGGCCCCGCGGAUCUCGUGCCCUUGCAGAAGAAGAUCUACCUGCCCCUGGCCCUCGGCGCCGACGCGACGGGCAGCCCCAGCGCCGUCGACGUGACCUACGCGAAGCGCGGCGGCGGCGGCAACGAGACGCUCGCCGUCGGCGGCCUCCAGGAGACGUGGGCGCUCGGCGCCGUGCCCCUCCGCGCGGCGGCGCGCAACGAGUCGACGGCGGUGGCGCUGCCGACGCACCUCUUCUCGCUCGCGGACGCCGUCGGCGUCGCGUCGAUGGCGCCGGGCGGCGUGCUGACCCAGAUCUUCGGCGCGGGCGGGGCGAGCGACGGGACGGCGACGGGCGCGGCGGCGGCGACGCUGUCCAACCUCGUGCCGACGAAGCGGCUCUGGGCGCCGCCGUCGCUCGCGCUGCCGCCCUACUUUGUGCUCGGCGACGGCGGCGACGUCGAGAACUUCGGCCUCGUCCAGCUGCUGCAACGGGGCGCGACGCGCGCGGUCGUGUUUGACGCGACUUUGUCGCCGCUCGCGCCCCGGACGCGGUGGGACCCCGCGGCGCGCGCGCCGACGGCCGCGGACGUCGACGAGUACGUCCCCGCGCUCUUCGGCAUGGACGUGGGCCGCGACCUCGAGGCCGAGCUCUCGCACAACCACGUCUUCGACGCGCGCGGCUUCGCGCCGCUCUGCCUCGCGCUCCAGGACGCGGCCGCGCGCGGCACGGGCGCCGUCGCGUCCGCGUCCGUCGUCACGGUGCGCAACGACCUCUUCGGCGUCGAGGCGGGCCGGAGCGUCGACCUGACCCUGGUCUACCUGGACCUGCCGUCGAAGUGGCUCGCGGCGCUCCCGUCGGAGACGCGCGAGGCCAUCAAAAAGGGCGACGACUUCCCGAACUUCCCCUUCUACGACACGUUCACGCAGCUCGCGCUCGCGCCGGUCCAGGUCGCGCUCCUCGCCCACAUGGCGUCCUGGGUCAUCGAGCAGAACGCGGACCUCCUCCGGGAGAAGCUCGCCUCCGAGUCGGCGUAA